AUGGUAAGGGACUUGGGCGUUGAAGACAAGGAAGCACCUUUUUACGCUGGUCUUUUGGUUUCUGCCUAUGCGGUCGCGGAAGCUCUCACCUCCAUGGGCUGGGGCGCGUUGUCCGACCGUGUCGGGCGGAAGCCCGUGGUGCUUUUCGGGCUUGUGGGUGUGGCCACCUCCAGUUUAAUUUUCGGUCUCGCAAAAACCUACUGGGUCGCACUCUUGGCACGAUUCAUCGGAGGAUCAUUGAACGCCAGGGCGUAUGCCGUGCAGCCGUUCGUCUGGACUCUUGGCGGCAUCAUUGGCUCUGCCAUGGGUGGCUUCCUCGCCCAACCGGCCAAGUUUUACAAAAUCUUUCCCGAGGACGGACUGUUUGGACAGUAUCCCUAUUUGCUGCCGAAUCUCGUCUCCGUCAUUGUCAUCAUAGCCGCCGUUAUCCAGGGAAUCUUCUUCUUGGAGGAGACUCUUCCGCCGAAACAUGACUCGGAGGAGGACUUCACUGAAGCCGUGGCCGAUGACGACUUUAUCGACGAGAGAACCCCACUCCGAAGGGCCCCGCGACGGAGCCUUAACCACCGCCGGUCGAUUUCCACCAGCCACUCGAGGCCGCGUUUCGUGGAGUCGAGUUUGCCUCUCCCGAUUGAGCACGACUUUGAUCUCAGACGUUCAUCUUUUGGAACGGUGCACUCGAUCAAGGUUGUUUCUGACGAAUUGAGGAGCGAUUUGCUGCGCCAGAAUGGCCGCCAGAACGGCCGCGCUCAGCAGCCGCCAAACAACAAGCCCAAAGUCAAGACUUUCAACUUCACCGUUAUCAUGCUCACGAUUACACUGGUCAUUUUCUCGUAUCACCAAAUGGCGGCUGGCUCGCUUCUCCCCACCUAUAUCCUCGAUGAACCCGCGGCGCCUCACGGCCAGCUUGAUCUGAGAGGUGGCCUGGGUUAUGACGUGCAUGACGUUGGAACAUACCUGGCAGUCAAUGGUUUUCUGGGACUUCUCAUUCAGGGUGUCAUUUUCCCGAUUUUCGUCGAGAAGGUCGGCGUUUGGGGCUCCUUCAUCUGGAUGGUUGCGCUCUACCCAACGGCUUACAUCCUGAUGCCGUUCUUGUCGGCGUUCCCCGACGUCGUCACCCAGGCCGGAAUCUACUUUUCUCUGGUGCUGCAGAGUUUCUACGGUAUCAUCGUCGGCCCGGUCACGCUGAUCCUGCUCAAGGACGCGACGCCCUCGCCUCAGGCGCUCGGCAAGGUCAACGGCUUGGCCAUGUCCGGCGCUUGCCUCGCCCGAACGGUUUCUCCGCCUCUUGUUGGUGUUAUUUACAGUUUCGCAGGCUCUGCAGCGGCCUGGUGGAGUUGCUCUGGUAUUGCUUUGAUUGGAGUCUUGCAGGUUCUCUGGGUCCCGAGGAAGCAUAUUCAUAUCGACCAUGUGGAGGUCGACAACGGGCUGGCCCGGCAGCUCACGAACAACUCGCAGAGAGGAGAUGAAAACCGCGGCCGGGUUUGA
This is a messenger RNA of Colletotrichum chrysophilum, 1488 nucleotides long. RefSeq lists its product as uncharacterized. Gene Ontology annotation, molecular function: transmembrane transporter activity. Gene Ontology annotation, biological process: transmembrane transport. NCBI's taxonomy places the organism in Eukaryota, Fungi, Ascomycota, Sordariomycetes, Glomerellales, Glomerellaceae. Bases 1 to 1488 code for a protein of 495 amino acids. The transcript has 2 exons. The record is from RefSeq and is a predicted model, not a curated record.